Messenger RNA from Passer montanus (Eurasian tree sparrow), 913 nucleotides. It is a transcript of the gene GABARAPL2, whose product is annotated as GABA type A receptor associated protein like 2. Gene Ontology annotation, cellular component: autophagosome; autophagosome membrane; cytosol. Gene Ontology annotation, biological process: autophagy of mitochondrion; cellular response to nitrogen starvation; macroautophagy. The record is from RefSeq and is a predicted model, not a curated record. Bases 74 to 427 code for a protein of 117 amino acids. Gene Ontology annotation, molecular function: ubiquitin protein ligase binding. NCBI's taxonomy places the organism in Eukaryota, Metazoa, Chordata, Aves, Passeriformes, Passeridae. The transcript has 4 exons.
GGCCCGGCACGAGCCCCCGCCCCCCGCACACGGGCCUCGCCGCCUCUGGCUUCGCUCCCCGCCCGCCUGCACCAUGAAGUGGAUGUUCAAGGAGGACCACGCGCUGGAGCACAGAUGUGUCGAGUCCGCAAAAAUCCGAGCCAAAUACCCCGACCGUGUCCCGGUCAUAGUGGAGAAGGUCUCAGGAUCUCAGAUUGUUGAUAUUGACAAGAGGAAGUACUUAGUUCCAUCUGACAUCACCGUGGCCCAGUUCAUGUGGAUCAUCAGGAAGAGGAUUCAACUGCCAUCUGAGAAGGCAAUAUUCCUCUUUGUAGACAAGACUGUCCCACAAUCCAGCUUAACUAUGGGACAACUUUAUGAGAAGGAAAAGGAUGAGGAUGGAUUCUUGUAUGUUGCCUACAGUGGAGAGAACACAUUUGGUUUCUGAAUGGUGGGUCUUGGCUACUGUACCACCUUGCUGUGUAUCUUGUAAAUAGCUGAUCGUUUUCUGUUCUGACAUCCUCAGAAGUUCCUUCUAUAUACAUGCAUUUGUAACUGGAUUUAUUUCUUAAUAUAUUGCUAGGUCUUGUUUUAUUAGACUGUUAAAUUAUAAAAACAAAGUUUUGUUAGUUUUGUGCAUUUUUUUUUCUCACGGCUAUGAAUUCCCAGAGCCUCAGUUCUUUGGGGGGGAUACAUUUGAUGACACGGAUUAAAUAAUAAAGCAAAGUAGUUGGGCUACUAAAACAUGAAGAGAAGAACACACAUUUAUUCUGAGAUGUCAGUUUAAGAAAAAUAAAAAUAAUAAAUUAGUAUUGGAAACACCGGAUUUGCUAGCUUAUCCAAAGCCAGGAGGAAGAUGCUGAUCGUGUUGAAUUGAGCUGGUAUGUUCCUUUCUCAAUUAACAAACAAGUACAAUAAAAUUUCCUGUCACAAA